Molecule: messenger RNA, 774 nt
Organism: Ceutorhynchus assimilis (cabbage seed weevil)
Lineage: Eukaryota; Metazoa; Arthropoda; Insecta; Coleoptera; Curculionidae
Source: the annotation of a GenBank genome assembly
AUGGCAGGAAAAUCGCAAAAUCUUACUUUGAAAAUUGUGAAUACACGUGUAGAUCUACUAUCAAAACAAUUCAAUGACGGAAUCAACAUUUUGCGCACAGAGUUCGCAAAGAUAAGCCAGGCGCCUAUCACCAUAUCCGGUGAUUGUGAAAACUCCGAAUUUUUGAAGAAGUUAAACAGCUUCCAGGAAAGUAUUUCAUCUUCUCUGCAAGAAAUAAAAAUGCAAGUAAGCGAUAUAAAAUCGGAACUCUCCAAAGUCAAGCAGGACAUUUCAAAAAUGGAGCUGCAACACAACGUAAAUACGCUGUUGAUCCAUGGUUUAAGCGAAGAACAGGGCAAAGACCUAUACACAACAGUUUUGUCCUUUUUUCAACAAAAACUCAAUAUUCAAUUAAAUAAAAAUCACAUAAAUUUCUGUGUCCGUAUUGGUAAAAAACCAAACAAACCAAAGUCUUCAAAGUCAAGGCCAAUCUCAGUCCGUUUCAGGAAUCGGUGGAUGCGACACACUGUGUUUGCAAGCAAAAAACUAUUGAAAGGUUCAAAGGUAAUGAUUACUGAACUCCUUACGACCGAAAAUCUUGCCCUUUUCAAAAAGGCACGCGAUAUUUAUGAUAGAAAUAACGUGUGGACCUAUAACGGUUUAGUGUUCAAAAAAAAUUCGGCAGGUGAUCGUGAGCUAAUAAGGGAUGAAAAAUCCCUUAACGAUUCUAUAAUCUCUUUAAAUGAUAGCGCGAGUGAAAGAAACAACAAGGAUGGUGAUGACGGUGAAAAUUAA